Molecule: messenger RNA, 866 nt
Organism: Raphanus sativus (radish)
Lineage: Eukaryota; Viridiplantae; Streptophyta; Magnoliopsida; Brassicales; Brassicaceae
Exons: 1
Coding region: 177-734 (185 amino acids)
Source: RefSeq, a predicted model, not a curated record
ACAACUUAGCUUUCCAUCAUCAUUUAGGGCAUUAAAUAAGAACACUACAAAAAAUUAUGUAUAAUCUCGUUAUUUAUUUAUUUAUUUAUUACUACUAUAUUUAAGCUCUUAUAAAAGCUACCCCACAUUUCUUAAAUCUUCUUUCUCAUUUCACAAUUUUCACAAAGGGUAUAAACAUGUACCAAGAAAUUCAGCAGUUUUAUCAUCUGUGGAGACUUGCUGUCCAAGAAAGAGACGAAGCAAGAGAGCUACUGAUGCAUUCACUCGCCGAAGUCUCUAAGUUACGGGAACUCUUCAACACUGUACUGUUGUCUGAAGGAGAGAUACCCGGUUACUACAUAGAAGCCGCAGAUGAAUCUACUGGUCAUCAGAACUGUAGUUACAAUCAUUUUACCGGAUAUUCUCCGUUGAAUUUUAGUGUCAAUUCAUCUCCGUUGGAUCUCAGCCUUCUGUCGAAUCAGAUGCGUUUUGUGGUUGAGAAUAUGAGAGAUUACGAAACCGUUGUGCUGGAGAUCAUCGGAGGAGUGUUGCCGGAAAACGGUAAGUUUUUGCAAGCCGUUAGUGAAGCUGGAUCGUUGGUUGAGUCAUUGUUCAUAGCCGGCCCGGUUCUUAGAUGGAUAAAUCCUCCGGUUCAGUUGUCCAGUCAAAGACCGGUUCUAAGUAAUAAUGUCACUAGUAAUAGUGGUUUGGAGUUUGGUUUAGUGUUCCAAGACCAGUGUCCCACUUCAGUUUGAUGUCCGAUUGAAAUUAUUUGGUUCGGUUACAUGUAAUGUUCUGAAUUCUCUCGUAUGGGUAUGGCUAAAGAAAUUGUUUGAUCCAAACAAAGAAUUCAUUUUGUCGUCUCUUUAAUUUUAUUUCUCCAUCUC